AUGAACGGGCUUCUGCUUCCCACCGGGUCUAAGCAACCCUUGAGGGGUGAUGCCUCGCUUCACAACUCCUCGCCCCCUUCCCUGGUCAAGCCAGAGAGUCCCGGCUUUUCGAGCCAUGUCAAGACCGAGACCCUGUCCCCGACUCUGACAUUGCCGUCAUCGCAUAGGUUUGGCAGCAGCCCCGGCAAAUCGUCUGCAUCGAACAUGAGGGGAUCCGCCGUUGCCAGCAGUGGCGGAAAUGGCCUGCGCAGCCCAUCGCUGUCAUCCAACGGCUCAGGUGCUGCUGCAUCGCUCGCCUUCAUCCCGCGGACAUCACGCAACUCUGCUGCAGUCCAGAAGCCCAUCCAUCUCUGCUCCGAGUUCGAGCUGGAGCAGCGACUGGAUCGCAACGAACGCAUUCUCUCGACGCUAGAGGCCACGCAGACUCCCACUGUGGAACGAAUCCGCUCCGAGACCGAAGCAAUCCGCGAUGCGAUCCUGUCUCUCCGUGCUAUGCGCGAUGUCAACGAAGGUAUCUCGUCGGUGCAGCUCCAGGAUCCUUCCAAAGAGGCCGAGCUCGAGUCUGCCCUGCUUGGUCUGUCUGUUAAAGAGAAUUCUCAUCUCGGCACCAGCCCUCCCUUCGACUCCUUCGGCUGGUCGCGCGAUACUGUUGCCGUCAAGAAGAAGUUGGCGCAGUCGUCCGGCGCCUAUCAUCCAGGUCGCAAAGUACAGGCCAUGAGCUACGAGCAGUCUCUGGCUAUUCAAACCGCUGCCCUGCUUGCCGAGCGCGAGCGCGAGCGCCGGACCGAAGAAGCGCGCAUCAAGAGCCCAGCAGUCGCGCGCGACAAACCUUCGCUAGGAGUACCUAGUGGCGCAGCCCACAAGCUAGGUCGUAAAUCCAUCUCGUCGUGCUCUGGCUCGAUGCGCAAGCAUUCGACCUCUCACUCUGUUUCACCACCCAAGGCAAUACGUGCAGGCGGCCCAUUUGCGCGCAAUCUCGAUCAAGGCCCCGAACACGAUGCGGCUCUGGAAGGAGGGGACAGCGACCAGGAUGAUGCAGGCUACUUCGGUAUGGCCUCCGACGACGAGGAAGAAGAAAAUCCGCAUCCAGGCCCGCGCCACGAGGAUGAAGGCUUCAGCUUUGGUCGCCUCGACGAAGAUGAUCCGUAG
Messenger RNA from Sporisorium graminicola, 1149 nucleotides. RefSeq lists its product as uncharacterized. The record is from RefSeq and is a predicted model, not a curated record. The transcript has a single exon. Lineage: Eukaryota; Fungi; Basidiomycota; Ustilaginomycetes; Ustilaginales; Ustilaginaceae. Bases 1 to 1149 code for a protein of 382 amino acids.